ACACACGCCUCACACACACACACAAGCGAUACAUCCAGAGGAGGAGAAGAGGAGGAGGAGGAGGAGGAGAGAGUGUUCGACAAGCGAGGUUUCGAUGUCGAAGGCUAUGACCGCAGUGGCUACGACAGCAUGGGCUGGGAUCGCCAUGGCUACGCCAGGGACAACUACAACCGCGACCACGUGGAUCGCCAAGGUUACGACAGCUUUGGCUUCGACCGCUACGGCUUUAGCCGCGCCAACCUGACGGCCCUCGGCAUGCAGCGGGAUGGAAGGCUACUCCUGUCGCCUGGCAACCAGCUCCUGGCCCACCUGUUUCCGGACGGGUUCAAUCGCUAUGGCUACAGCGCGUUGGGCCUGGACCGGCGCGGGUUCGAUGCGUUUGGCUUCAGCAGGGACGGGGGUGUGGAUCAGGACGGCUGCAACUUCUUCUGGGGCGGACCGCACUACCUGCGCUUCUACUUCCACGCGCUCAUGAACGUCAGCCUGCUCCCGCUCCACGCUCUGGCGAACACGCCCCGCGUCUGCCCGCCAAUCAGCCCCCUGCCCAGCCACUGGGCCAGUCAGAACUGGGUGGGCGUGGACUCACUGGAGAGCCGUGCCCUGAUUGGUGGGCUAGCUGAGAAAUGGGCCAAUCAGAGGCCGUUUCGGCAGGACUACAACCCCAACGUGUCGUCCGUGAGGAGGAGUGGCCUCUGGGUCCCCGUCACACCAGACCUCAGAUUCUGCUUUGCAUGGCCGUGGUACUCUGGCUGUCCUCUUGGCUCCGCCCCUGUGACCUGUCCCGACCUCUGUCAGUCAGCUCGUUGUCGGGGGCAACCAGGAGCGGUGUGUCACAUGAUCACAUGUGGCUCCUGCCACACUCAGUGGGUGGAGCCUAACAGUGGCCAGCCAAUCGAGUGCCAGGAUUGGUGAACAUGCACACACAUACACACUCACACAAACACACACACACACACA
Molecule: messenger RNA, 957 nt
Organism: Clupea harengus (Atlantic herring)
Lineage: Eukaryota; Metazoa; Chordata; Actinopteri; Clupeiformes; Clupeidae
Exons: 2
Coding region: 130-912 (260 amino acids)
Molecular function (GO): serine-type endopeptidase inhibitor activity; oxidoreductase activity
Source: RefSeq, a predicted model, not a curated record